AUGAUCAGUAUUAUCAUGUCCAUUGUUCAGUAUUUGAUUAUUGCCAUUUUUUUACCUAAAACAGUAAUUAGUUUAGUUCUAUCCUCUCAAACACAUUCUGGUAUAGCUGACUUAUAUCCUGCCUAUUCAUUAUCUUAUGAUAUUGUUAAAGUAAAAGAAUGGUCAAAUAGUAGUGCAUUCAAUUACAUUACUACCGUUCAUAUUGCCGAUUAUGAUCAUCAUAUUUUUCAAUAUCGUCCUUAUCCAUGUCAAUUUUAUUAUACAGAUGAAAUUCAAAUAAAUCCAAAUGAAACAACCGAUUGUGUUUAUAAUACAACAACAUUAGAUUAUGAAUAUUCAUUAAUCGUUCAUCUUGAUUCUCGACACAUUGAAACACCGAUUAUACGAAAUAUUGCUAUUAAAUGUCCAUUUAUUAAUUGUUCUCUAUCAUUGUUAUCAAUUAAAUACAUACACAUCGAUUGGAAUAAUCAAAUUAAAUUAGACCAUAAAACACAAUGUUCAUUCGAUAAUACCACUCAAUGGUAUAAGAUUAUUGAACAACCGUAUACGGUUAGUGAACCAAUAUUAAUGAAAUGUAAAACAUCAGAUUCGUGUAAACAAUCAAAAACAAUGCUUGAAGAUAUAAACAAUUUUGAAUUAAAAUAUAGUUCACCGCUAGUUUUAGAUCAACCUUAUUGUUCAAUUGAGCAAAGUUUAAAUACGGUUAUAGCGUCAAAUUUUAAUGAAACACUUCGUCUUAUAAACAAAAUUAUUCGUAUUAUGGAAAAAGGUUUUGGAAAAGUCGAUGAAACAGAACAAGAAAAAUUAGCAAAAUAUGUACGAAAUAAACUUACUCAUUAUAAUGAUGAAAUAAUUAAUCAACCUCAAACAACCACACCACACGAAAUAGAUACUUCGAAAAGUACCCACGAAACUUUAUAUUUUUUACCAUAUCCAGUGAAACCACCAUAUCCAGUGGAACCACCUCUAAAUUAA
This is a messenger RNA of Didymodactylos carnosus, 975 nucleotides long. The record is from the annotation of a GenBank genome assembly. Lineage: Eukaryota; Metazoa; Rotifera; Eurotatoria; Philodinida; Philodinidae.